Molecule: messenger RNA, 3655 nt
Organism: Dromiciops gliroides (monito del monte)
Lineage: Eukaryota; Metazoa; Chordata; Mammalia; Microbiotheria; Microbiotheriidae
Gene: SZRD1
Product: SUZ RNA binding domain containing 1
Exons: 5
Coding region: 207-632 (141 amino acids)
Source: RefSeq, a predicted model, not a curated record
CGGGGGGGGAAGCGGCGAGUAAGAUGGAAGAUGAGGAGGUCGCUGAGAGCUGGGAGGAGGCGGCCGACAGUGGGGAAAUAGACAGACGGUUGGAAAAAAAACUGAAGAUCACCCAAAAGGAGAGCUAAGGCAGGAGAACGCAGCCCAGGGCUGGUCUCCAGCUGGGGAGUGGGCCCCAGUCCUUCUCCAGAGAAGCUCUGUCUGGGAUGGUCGGCGCUGCCUCUGCUCUAGCUCUCCUGGCUCCCCACUUCCUUGAUCAGACUCCUGGCUCCAGCAGGAAAUCUACAUCUCCUCCCAAAGUGCCCAUCGUUAUUCAGGACGAAAGCCUUCCCUCAGGACCCCCUCCUCAAAUACGGAUCCUCAAAAGGCCUACGAGCAACGGGGUUGUCAGUAGCCCCAACUCUACCAGCAGGCCAGCGCUCCCCGUGAAGUCCUUGGCCCAGCGUGAGGCGGAAUACGCCGAGGCCCGGAAGCGGAUCCUGGGUAGUGCCAGCCCUGAGGAAGAACAAGAGAAACCCAUCCUAGACAGACCGACCAGGAUUUCCCAGCCUGAAGACACCAGACAGCCCAAUAAUGUGAUCAGGCAGCCCCUGGGUCCUGAUGGUUCACAAGGCUUCAAGCAGCGCAGAUAAAUGUGGAUGCGAGAGGAUGCUGCCGCCGCUGCCCCCCCCACCGCCAGGGGCGUCCGCCACGGGCUACACUGUCGUGGCGGACAGCUGGACUUGAGCAGAGGGAACGACCUGAUUUACUUGCACUGUGAUCCCCUUUGCUCUGCCCACUGUGACCUUGAACCCCAUGCACUGUGACCCCCCCAACCCCCUCCUCCCACUGUGAUUGGCACAUCGACAAGGGCUGUCCCGAGUCGUUGUAAAAGGAGAAGGUGGGGGCAUGACUCAGAGCGGAGAGUCAGAUGGUGCCACUUGGGGUGAAGCCAGUGCCAGCAAUAACAGUUUAUCAUGCUCAUUAAUUUGGGAUUUCAAAACACAGACGGGAAUGCCCCCAAACGUGCAUGUCUUCAUCACUUAAAUAGCAAGUUCCAUUUGAAAGAAUCCUUUUUUUUUUUUUAACCCCCUCCCCCCUUUUUUUUUCUUUUCUUUUUUUUUUUUCUUUUCUUUUCUUUUUUUUUUUUUGGUUUGUUUCAGAAUCUGAUUUGCAAGGAAAAGUGCAUGGGAGGGGUUUUAGCUGUUAAAUGAAUUUUCGUUUUAAUUGAGAAGGGUAGUUGAUAGACUUCUAAAAUGUUUCAAUGAAUUUGCAGAAACAUUAACAGAUAGGAUUUUGGCAAGCUUAGCUUCUUGUUCUCUAUUCCUAUUGCUGCCCCUAGGAGGGCUGGGGCUUCUCAGGCUCCCAUCCCAAAAUUGCUUGUCCCCAGCUGAGCCUCAUCUCGUUGGGGCCCUUCAAUGAGACCAGGUCCGAGAGCUGGGACUGCCAGGAGGCACAGCUAGAAUUUGUGGAGGUGGUGAAAGCAGACAGACUUUCCUUCCCUCUCUCCCCAGCCCAGCAUUCAGAUGGGCUAAUUCCAGCCAAGAGUUCAGGGUGAGGGAGGGAGGUUUGUCAUGCCCAGGUUUACAAGCAAGGAAAACGAGAUUUAUUCAGUAUUUUGAUUUCUUAUCCAAGAAAAACAUGGAAAUGAGUGUGGCUCUGAGGCCUCUGCUGUUAAGCCAUCUGCGCGGUGUUGUCAGAGGGUAGCUUGAUUUCUCAGCUACAACAAGGUUUGAACUCUUAGGAGCCCAGGGCCUGCUGGCGCUCAGCUGACGGUACCAGGCACGGCUCCGUCUAGGAGUCAUUGCUUUGGGGACUAAGUGUACCGAGUAACAUUGAAAAGAAGCCUCCGGCCAUGCAUUGGUUGGUGAUGACCGACCGGUUCCCUCUAGGUCGGAGCUACAGUGUUCCCUCACCCCGGCCAGAUGGCCAGCCUUCCAAAGCAGGGGCCGGAGGAGGGUGGUCCACCUCCUGUCUGGAUUCUGGAAAUUCAGCUUGGCCCCCUAGACCGGGGCAGAGGAAGCAAGGCUUGCCUAAAGGAGCUUCCUCCUGGGUAUGUGAGGUGUGCGUGCUGCCUCUACACUGUGGACAUGUCUGCCUUUCUCCUCAGUACCCAUCUACUCUCUUCUACUGCACUGAUUCUUCCUACGACUUAGUUAUAGCCAAUUCCCGCUUCUGAUUUAACUGACAAGUUUCCAAGGGAUUGGGAGAUUGCCUUUCACAGGUAGCACGUGUGUACUGCCAAGCCAUAUUUAGACCCAGUACGGCAGGUCAAGUUUGCCUUGCCUUGUCUCAGUGGUGGCGUGUGUGCUGUCUCUGCUGUCUUGUCUAUCCCUGACCUGCCGUGGGGUCAGGCCCGGCAGGGGGAAAGGGCUACAAUGAGGAGACGGUCACUGCCUGCCCCACAGCGAGGGUCUUGUGGGUUGACCCCGAGGAGGAGCGGUGCCACGGCACGUGAAAGGGACGUGAUUACCGUCGGCCCAUAAAAGUGGCAUCGGAUCCCCUCCGUUCCCAGGGAAUACCUCCAGGAGGAGCAGGGGUGAGGGGACUCCUGCUCUCCUUAGUUCUGACCCACUCGCUUGAGUGCACAGUCUACACAACUCAGUUGGCCCUAAAAGAGUUGGGGCAGGAACGCCCAAGGCAGGCUCUGGCCCCAGAAGGGACCAGGUGCCUAUGCCCAGGCGUGCACAUCUCGGGGCCCCAGGAAAGACCUUCCUGGGCCCUUUCUGCAGCAUUAAGGGCAUGAGGGCAGUGAGAGCCCUCUCUCUCCCUCUUCCCCCCCCCCCCCCCCCCCCCGGCAUGGAGCUUAGCCCUCCUUGGUUGAGGGGAGACUCAGCCCCAGUCUGGGCCCCCAGCAGCUCCUGCACCAAGGCUUUGCCUUGAUUCCCCAGAGUGGGAAAGGCGAGAGAAGAAAAUAGGAAACCUCUAUUAUGUGUGUGAGUUGUGGGGUGGGGUCAGGGAGAUGGGAGGAGGGCUUGGGCUUUCUGUGGUUGUCCACAUCUUUCCUAAGUGCAUUUCCUUUGGUUCAGUUUUGUUCUGUUUUAUUUUUUUAUUUUUAAAGUGAGCUGUGGGCUCUGGCUUAAGAAAUCCGGGAUGGGGGUGGAGGGCAGUAACAUGAGGCCGCUGUCCCUUUAGCUACCUGUCCGCGGUAACAUCCUCUCCUCCAGCUCCUCUGACCCCAUGGGCCAGGCCCGUGACCUCCCGGCUUAACAGCUUCCAAUGAGCCACUUCUCCCACAUCAGCCUAGCUAACCAAAGGAGCUGGGGGUGCAGGGGCUGGUGAUCAGCCCCUCUCAGCCCAGUCAAUCAGGGUGCUCCCCACCUGCAGGCAGGAGGCAACACCCCAUAAGCCCAGCCCGCCCCUCCCUGGGGGAGCCUUCCUGUUGAGACUAGAUAGGUGGGGUCUCACUUGGCCACCCCUGGCCCAGAGGCUUGAGAGACCUCUUGGAACCUUGUUUCUAGUUGUUAUGUUUCCCCUGGGGUGAGCCAAGGUCCCCUUGGGUGUGUUCAAGGGAGAAGAGUAGGGGAGGGGGGGAGAGAUGCCAUAUAUCCUGCAGUUCUGCCCUGCUGGAAAAGCCGGGCGGCUCCCUGAACUCCCACCCCUCUCCGCGGGUCCCCAAGUCAGCAGAUUAAGCAUUUUAUAAAUUGUAUUUUAAAUAAAUGUUUUAAACUUGUCA